Molecule: messenger RNA, 645 nt
Organism: Fulvia fulva
Lineage: Eukaryota; Fungi; Ascomycota; Dothideomycetes; Mycosphaerellales; Mycosphaerellaceae
Exons: 4
Coding region: 1-645 (214 amino acids)
Biological process (GO): endoplasmic reticulum to Golgi vesicle-mediated transport; vesicle fusion with Golgi apparatus; retrograde vesicle-mediated transport, Golgi to endoplasmic reticulum
Cellular component (GO): SNARE complex; endoplasmic reticulum-Golgi intermediate compartment; Golgi membrane
Molecular function (GO): SNAP receptor activity
Source: RefSeq, a predicted model, not a curated record
AUGAUCUAUACAACGCAGAUCGUCCGACUGGACGGCCUGACGCUCGUGGCCUCCGUCGACGAUGGACAGCUCGAAGAGUUGCCAGAGCUGAAGCAGAACAUCCGCCAGAUCAUGAAGAAACUCAACAACAACUCCGAGCCGCGCGCCAGCAUUGAGAGCGAUCGCAACUGCAUUCACUACGUCCUUGGAGACAACAUCGCAUACAUCGCCAUCACCGAACGCAGCUACCCGAAGAAGCUGGCCGUCACCUACCUCGAAGACAUCCGCAACGAGUUCCAGUCCUCCUACAAGCGCGACGACUACCUCGACCCACAGCUCCGCCCAUACGCAUACUCCGAGUUCGACCGCUUCCUCGACAAGACAAAGAGGACCUACCAAGAUUCGCGCGCGACCGACAACCUUGGCAGGCUCAACGAUGAGCUCAAGGGCGUGACCCAGGUCAUGACGAAGAAUAUCGAGGACUUGCUGUACAGAGGCGACUCGUUGGAGAAGAUGGGUGACAUGUCCUCGCGACUCCGUGAGGACUCAGCCAAGUACAAGCGUGCCGCCGUCCGCAUCAACUGGGAGCUGCUCCUCAAGCAAUACGGACCGUUCGCUGGCCUCGGUCUGGUCAUCCUCAUACUCCUGGUGUGGCGCUUCUGGUGA